AUGAUUUUCUUGGACGGGUAUGAAGUAAGAUCCGCAAUCGAAUCUGCGAUUCUUGCCUGCGAUUCUAGUGAUGAUGAUGACUUGGAACUGCCUUCUUUCACUAGCCAAAAAUUCUGGCAUCGAAUGGUGAAUCCAAGAUUUAUUCCUGUAAAUUUAUUUCACUAUGAAAAUAUAAACUAUGCCACCAUUCACGAAGCAGCGGCAGCGCGAAAAGAUGAUUUUGAGCAAGUAAAUUACAUGGCACUGGAUGUGUACGUGCGUAAAGAUUUGAGUUCUGAUUCGCCGAAACCUGUACUGUUAUUCGUUCAUGGUGGUGGUUGGACAGGCGGUGACAAAGGUCUACCAUACCCUAUAAUUUUUCAUUUAGCCGAAGCUGGUUGGAUCGUAGUAUCAACAAACUAUCGACUCGCCCCCUCAUCAAUCUAUCCAAACCAAUUGAUCGACGUGAAACGGGCCAUACGAUGGGUGAAAGAAAAUAUUCAUGCAUUUAAAGGUGAUCCGGGGUUCAUUGCAAUUGCUGGCGACGGCGCAGGAGGCCACUUAGCAGCAAUGGCAGCACUAACACCAAACACAUUGGAAUACCAACCACACUUUGAAAAGGUCGACACGUCUGUAAAUGCUGUCAUACUGAUUAAUGCGCACACAGACUUACUACAUCUAAUGGAUAUAGGCAAAACAAAAAAUAAAAUAACAAGUUAUUUUGAUGUGUCAAAUCACUUUUCAAAAGUGAUUUCCGGACAUGCAGAAAUCAAUGAAGAAUUCUUGCGUAAACAUUCACCAGUGAAUUUGAUUACGAAGGAAUCUGUCCCAUUUCUUGUAUUUCACGGUGAUCGUGAUCAAUAUAUUCCUUUUGAAUCAUCAAAAAAAUUCGUUGAAAAACUUCAACAAAUAUCAAAAUCUGAAACACGGUUUAUUCAAAUACCGGGUGGACACCACGUCUAUCAUCUAUUCUCGUCGCCGCGGUCUCAUUAUCAAGCAAUCGGAGUUGAAAGAUGGUUAAAUCAUAUAUAUCAUCAGCAAUUAAAGGAAAAAUAA
Ambispora gerdemannii is the source of this 1035-nucleotide messenger RNA. Lineage: Eukaryota; Fungi; Glomeromycota; Glomeromycetes; Archaeosporales; Ambisporaceae. The record is from the annotation of a GenBank genome assembly.